GCACAUGUUUGCGCCGUAGAGGAACCAGUUUGAGCUCGAGCGCAAGCAGCGAAGGUCAAAACCCGCAGGACCCACGGCUCGCCUGCAAUGCGUUCGAGCAAAUGCCGCCCCGGCCCCCGCUCCGCUCGCCUCCGAGCCGCGGCCCUUACACCACCGCGCCGCCGUCGCCGCCGCGCGCGGCCGAGCAGCACUGCCUCCGCCUCCUGAAGCGCGCCACGACGCCGGCGUCGCUCCUCCAGCCCCUGGCAUUCCUCCUCAAGUGCGGCCUCCACUCCAACCCGCUCGUCCUCACCAGGCUCUUCGCGGCCGCGGCCUCCGCCGCGCCCGCGCUCCUCGAGCCCCUCGUCGCGGCGCUCCUCCGCCCGGGCCUCCCGCUCGAUGCCUUCCUCCUCAACACCCUCAUCCGCGCCCACGUCGCGUCCUCGCUCCCCUCCGCGCGCCGCAGCGCCGCGGCCUUCUUUCCGCUCAUGCUCCGCCGCGGCGUCGCCCCCAACAAGUUCACCUUCCCGUUCCUCCUCAAGUCCUGCGCCGCGACGCCGGGGUCCCCGGACGCCGGCCUCCAGGCCCACGCCGCCGCCCUCAAGUUCGGGUUCGCCGCCGACCACUACGUCUCCAACACGCUCAUACACAUGUACUCCUGCUUCGGGGCCGGGUUCCUCGGGGACGCUCGGAACGUGUUCGACAGAACGCCCAAGGACAGCGCCGUCACCUGGAGCGCCAUGAUGGGGGGGUACGUGCGUGGCGGGCUGUCGAGUGAUGCCGUCGUGCUGUUCCGGGAGAUGCAGGCCAGUGGUGUGCGACCCGAUGAGGUGACGGUGAUUGGGGUCCUUUCGGCCGCCGCUGAUUUGGGCGCGCUCGAGCUCACGCGCUGGGUUGAGCGGUUUGUGGAGAUGGAGGGAAUUGGGAGGUCUGUGACGCUUUGCAAUGCGCUGAUCGACACGCUCGCCAAGUGCGGGGAUGUCGAUGGGGCAGUGGCUGUGUUCGAGGGGAUGGAGGAGCGGACUGUUGUGUCAUGGACGUCGGUGAUUGAUGCGCUUGCGAUGGAGGGUCGUGGGAAAGAGGCUGUGGCGGUGUUCGAAGAAAUGAAGGCUGUUGGAGUGCCACCUGAUGAUGUCGCAUUCAUUGGGGUGCUCACUGCAUGUAGCCAUGCUGGAAUGGUUGAUGAAGGCCGUGGCUACUUUCACUCAAUGAAGACAGAGCAUGGUAUUGAGCCUAAGAUUGAGCAUUAUGGUUGUAUGGUUGACAUGUUUGGUCGUGCUGGCAUGGUCGAGAAGGGGUUGGAGUUUGUCCGUGCGAUGCCCAUGAAACCAAACCUAAUAAUUUGGCGGACUCUGGUUGCUGCUUGUCGUGCUCAUGGUCGGCUCGAGCUUGGCGAAAGUAUCAGCAGGGACCUUCUCAACGAGUACCCAGCUGAUGAGGCCAACUACGUCAUGCUCUCCAACGUGUUCGCGUUGACGCAGAGAUGGAAGGAGAAGUCAGAGAUUAGGAGAGAGAUGAGUAAGAGAGGAAUUACGAAGGUGCCAGGCUGCAGCAUUGUUGAGCUUGAUGGUGAGGUCCAUGAGUUCAUAGCAGGAGAUGAGUCGCAUCCGCAGUACAAGGAGAUAUACAGGAUGGUUGAGGAGAUGUCAAGAGAGCUAAGGCGCAUUGGGCAUAUUGCAGCUACAUCAGAGGUCCUCCUUGACCUCGAUGAGGAGGACAAGGAGGGUGCGCUUCAGUGGCACAGCGAGAAGCUGGCGAUUGCAUUUGUGCUCCUGAGGACUCCUCCUGGAACACAGGUCCGGGUGGUAAAAAACCUACGUGUAUGCUCCGAUUGUCAUGCGGCGAUUAAGUGCAUAUCGCAGGUUUAUAACCGGGAGAUCAUAGUGCGUGAUAGGAGCCGUUUCCAUCGCUUCAAGGAUGGUUCCUGCUCGUGCAAGGAUUUCUGGUGAUUGCAAUUGUGUUUCACCAGGUUAUCCUGUUUCUGAUGGUGCAGUGAAGGGUGGAUUGAACUUCAACGGCACGUGCAGGCGAUCGUGAACUCAUGAUGUAUUUUCGAGGAACUUCUGCAAGUCCUCGAGGGGCAGAUAAAUGUGUCUCCAAAUCUUGUGCUCUCUCAGUGGCCUCUCUGAGUUUCUUUGGCACUGUUCUAAGCCUUGUGUACUGAAUGUCUCAUCAGCACACAUUCAAGGACUAAGAUUUCCUACAAAAACCUAGACCAUCGUGAGAACAUUUCUAAUGUGUACCCCAGCUUGCAUCAUGGGCAGAUAAAUGCAUGUCUUCUGCUCUCUCAGUGGCCUCCCUGAGUUUCUUUGGCACUAUUCUAAGCCUUUCCUCAACUAUCUCAUUCCCCAUUGCUUCUUCAUUCAUGCAGUGAGUUUGUAACUUACUAUGCAUCUAUGAACUGUCUGCCACCAAUGCUUUGAAGCUUUCCCUGUUCUUGUACGCCCUUGCCUUCUCAUUAUUGCAGGGAUCUGUUAAGUCAAUCUCAGCCUCCUUGCGCAAGUGAUCACAUCAUCAUUCACUACAGGGACUACAUGGUAUGAAGCGGAAAGUAUCUUGAGCAUGGCGCUUGGGCGGUGUGGCUCGUUUUUUUUUUAAGAAUGGUUUCUGCCUUUCUGGUCAUGGAAAUUUACGAUUCACAGAGUUGCUGCCAAUCAAGAAGGGUGCUGCCAUGCUUCAAUGCACAAAAUGCUAUGUUGACAUGCUAGCAUGGACCACUCAUGUUUGGCUUAAACAUGGGAAGGAAAUUACAACCAGCUGACGGGCCGAAGCAUCCAUGUCUCCAGCUAGGCUCUCCACAAUAUGCACAAGAAGCAGAGGACCUUGUCAACUUCAAAGUCAUAUUGCGCAGUCUAUUUGCCGGUUCUGAUGGCGGUGAGGGUGACGCAGCCUUGUUCCUAACUUUCUGGAUGGUGUCAGCAAAGUGCGCUAGCAUGAUAGGAUUUGAUGUCUCGCAGUUUUGUGAUGUCAAUGGCUAUGCUAAUCUUAGCCAAGGCUUAGCCUUUGCACAAGCUUAAUCAGUUCCUGGAGCUCUUGAUCAGCUGCCGUUUCAGCCAAGAAAACAUCCACUUUGACAAGAAGCUCCUCUGGUGAUGUCAACACAUGUGGUGAAUCUCCAAACUGACCUGACGAUUGGUGGUAACCACACGUCGCCUCCAUUGAGGAUCAAUGAGGCUUCUAGUCUGAGUAAUCCUAUGAACUCCCUGAUGUUCUUCGACGCCUUUUCAAGUGCUUCCACUGUGCUCUCCAGCUUGUCCUCAGCGCUAGAGAAGAGCGCCACCGAAGCGGUGCGGAUGCAUCAUGCCAUGCUGGACCACACAUUUCUCGUGAAAUACAGUGGUAAUACCAGCACCAUGCUGGUCAUCAUUGUUCCAGUGAGUGGCUUUGUCUGUUGCAUGAUGUUUGAACCUGAGAAGCACCUCGUCACCAUGGGCGGCAGCCUCCUUGAGCUUCUCCAGCCACUGGACCAGCGUGGUACUUUUUAUGGUCUGCUUCGCUCACACCUCGACCGCGCUGCGAAUCCUCACGAGGAGCAGCUUCUCAUCAGCGGCCAUCUGCCAGUUGAAGUUCUACAUGAACUUGGACACUGCCCUGUCCUGUCACCACGGCGGCCACUGCUGCGGCAAUGGUGGCAACCACUUGUGCCAUGGCUAGCUCUCAAACAAGGUAUGUGACUAACUAGAGUCUCUCAAAUCUAUAAAUACAUAUAAUUAAGGAUUGUUCUGAGUGUCCCCCAUCGCAAAAUGUAAAAUUAAGUAGUCAGUGAGUGUAUGAGACUGUGGAAACAACAAGUUAUGGACAUAGUUGGUGUCAGCCACCCUAAGGUCGACCGACACUAAGAAAAAAAACAUGGAAUUUGUUCGACGGACACAGCAACACCAAGCUGUCAAAGUAUUGCACAUCCCAAGACAGCCUGUCCCCAGUACGCAUGAAACUGCAGAGAUCAUCUGCU
Molecule: messenger RNA, 3931 nt
Organism: Triticum urartu
Lineage: Eukaryota; Viridiplantae; Streptophyta; Magnoliopsida; Poales; Poaceae
Source: RefSeq, a predicted model, not a curated record